Molecule: messenger RNA, 477 nt
Organism: Seriola dumerili (greater amberjack)
Lineage: Eukaryota; Metazoa; Chordata; Actinopteri; Carangiformes; Carangidae
Gene: ferd3l
Product: Fer3 like bHLH transcription factor
Exons: 1
Coding region: 1-477 (158 amino acids)
Biological process (GO): developmental process; regulation of transcription by RNA polymerase II
Molecular function (GO): DNA-binding transcription factor activity, RNA polymerase II-specific; RNA polymerase II transcription regulatory region sequence-specific DNA binding; protein dimerization activity
Source: RefSeq, a predicted model, not a curated record
AUGGAGCUGCAAGGCCGCUUAGUGGACUCCACCUUAAUAAAUUUUGUCAAUGACAUGAACCUAAUAGAGUUUCCACAAAAGUACACUCUGGGACCGAAACAGCAGGUGGAUAAUACCCCACCCAGUCCGAACAACCAGACGCGGAUAAACGACUCAUCCUGGAGCAGGGGGCUGGAUAACGGCGUGAACACUGCCGAGCUGAGGGCCGAGCAUCUGGUGAUGGGUCCACCGAGGUACUACACCCGCGGGGUCCACGGCCACACCAAGUCCAAACGGAGGAGGAUCAUCACCGUGGUCCAGCGACAGGCGGCCAACGUGCGAGAAAGAAAGCGGAUGUUUAGCCUGAAUGAGGCGUUUGAUGAACUGAGGAGGAAAGUUCCUACAUUCGCCUACGAGAAGAGGCUGUCCCGUAUCGAGACACUGCGCCUAGCCAUCGUUUAUAUCUCCUUCAUGACCGAACUGCUGGAAAACACCUGA